This is a messenger RNA of Drosophila arizonae, 1678 nucleotides long. RefSeq lists its product as uncharacterized. NCBI's taxonomy places the organism in Eukaryota, Metazoa, Arthropoda, Insecta, Diptera, Drosophilidae. The record is from RefSeq and is a predicted model, not a curated record.
CUGCAGCUGUCAGCUGUUUUUAAGUGCAUGUUGACACUUGUGUUUAGAUGUGUGAGUGUGGGCUGUGACGUACGCCGGCUGGGAGCAAUGACCAGCUGCGUCACCGUCUGCAAGCGUGUCCAUCACAUUGAAGUCGAAUGCCUUAAGGAGGCGGAUAAGGUAGAAUACAGUCUGCUGCUGAUCAAGGGACGACUGCAGCCGAUCUGUGCCAGCGCUCAGCAGCUGAAGGCGACGCUUGUGGUACAUAAUAGAGAGCAGGAACAGCUGACACAGCUUUCUGCCGCAAGUGAAUUUAAGCUGCUCUUCGAUUUGUCCCAAGAGAGUGCGACAUCAGAAUCAAGCUCAGGAUCGGAUUCAGUAAAUUGUGAACUUCAGUUGCGCUGCUGCAGCGGGCAGCGUCAGCUACAGUUCAUCUAUCAGCCAAGGAGGAGCGCCUAUCGAGUGCAGCCGCUGUACUUGGUGUGCCGCAACAGCGAGAAGGAGCCGAAGGACGAGGUAGAGCAGGAGCAGGAGACAAAGCGGCGCUGUGAUUUAAUUGAUCUCAAUUUACGUCUGGUGCAGUGCAUCUAUGCUCACAAACUUAGCGCUGCCGGCUAUACAAAUCGCACAUUUACUUUGAACGGUGCCUGUCGUGUCUUUCGCUCGCAGUUGAGCUGCCAGGAGGCGCGCCAGUGCAGCGAGGACGAGCUCUGGCAGAGAUUCGCCAGCGAGAUACUCGCCUCCCCCGACUGGGGACAGCAACUCCAGCUGAAAUUCGUCGCCUUUAUAGGCUGCACAUGGUACGACGGCGCCGCAGUUGCAGCUAGCGGAGAUUACUCGUACGCGAACAUCCGGCGGCACUUGUAUGCUCACGCCGCUCUGGGCGGCGGUGGAUUGGCGCUCUUUGGCAGCGGACAUUUCUAUGCGUGGCCGCAAAGCUUCGCCGACAUUGGCGACUGCAUUCGGAGCACUGAGCGCGUGGAUGUGACUCGCCUGCCCGACGAGAGCAACUAUCGGCACACCUACGGCGGCGUCUAUGCCAGCACCCUGGGCGCCGUCUGUCACGAAUUGGGCCACUGCUUCGACCUAGGACACACCCUUGAGGGUGUCAUGGGCCACGGCUUCGAUUACCUGAAUCGCGUGCUAACCGUUGAUCAGCCCACAGAGCACUUGCCACAGCGUAUGGUGUCCACGCCACCAGCAGCAGCAGCAACAGCUGAGCCAACCACAUCGCUGCCUCGACCACGUUUCACGCAGCUAAAGAUUAAUCAGCCGGCGAGCAGCAAAUUCCUGGAUAACUAUCACGCUCAGCGACGCAACGAUAGCUUCUACUUUGCCCACAAUUGUGCAAUUGUUCUAGCCCAUCAUCGUUGGCUGCAGCCCGAUCUGGAGGCUAGCACCUCGGCGCCGCCGGAGGUUCAGCUGCUGGUAGCUAGCAAGGAAAUUGUUUCCAGUGUGGCGCUGCGUCUCCUCGAGCUGCGCUGCAAUCGCAACAGUCUGGCUGCACACUACGAGGAGUUCAAGCCGGAGCCAGCCACUCAUCGCUUCCGGCUGCCCGACGCGCUCUGGCAUCUGCUGGCUACGCAGAGGACGCACUACGUCUUUGUGCUGACCAUUGAAGGGGAUACCAAGCGUCUGGCCUUUGACGAGACGCCAGCAGCGGAGAAACCACAAGAGGAGCAGUGAAAAGAGAAGACGG